Trypanosoma cruzi is the source of this 876-nucleotide messenger RNA. RefSeq lists its product as uncharacterized. Bases 1 to 876 code for a protein of 291 amino acids. Lineage: Eukaryota; Euglenozoa; Kinetoplastea; Trypanosomatida; Trypanosomatidae. The record is from RefSeq and is a predicted model, not a curated record. The transcript has a single exon.
AUGAGGGCACAUGCCGGACGUGCUCAGUCUGGCGUUAUAAUAGUAGGAGAGGGCCUCCCAUGCGGAUGCCACAAUGGCGCCACCGUCUUCUUAACAGGUGCCUCACGCGCAGGUCGCCACCGAAGUUGCCAAGCAUGCCAGCAGGCAAGACACGCAGGAAGCACAAACGCGGGUACUCGAGAUGGACCAGGCUCUUCCGCCACCGCCUCAUCACAGACGCCACGGGCUGCUGAUCCCCGACGGACCACGGGAGACUCCGCCUCAUCCACUGCGGGAAUGCCCUCGUCGUUGGGAACUGGGACUGCGACUGUGUGGGACUGCCCCAGCCCGCACGACGGUCCGUUUGCGACGGAAUACUUGCCACCUUUGUACGGACGGCCCUUGCGCUACUCACUCGUUGUUGUAGCAGCAUACAACCAAAACAACAUAGCAAGCUGCUUUGUGAUGAAUAUUGGCUGCACUUCCCGUGGACCAACAAUCCGCGUGGUGUGCGAGGAUCUCCUUUUUUGUAUUGUUACUUUACUUUUGUGUUGCUGUGUGCGCUGCACCUUCUUGUGUGUGUGCGCACCCUCCGUGAGGGGUGCCGACACGACGGACCGCUCUCGCCGUAUGUACAUGCGGUGGAGCCUUGUGUGCCGCUCCUGUUUGCUUCUCCCUCUUCCAUCUGUGUGUUGUUGUUGCGGCAGGGCUGUGUGUGUGUGUGUGCCUGCUGCCGUGGAUUGGAGUGUGUGUCGUGCGUGGUGUGCGGCGUACGGUGCAUGCCUGGCUGCUGCCCUCUCCUCAUGUGGUGUGUCCUCUGUGUGUGUCUGCCGCACCUCUCGUCUCCCCUGUUGCUCUCCAUGUCCCUCACUGUGCAGAUCAGCUCCACACCACUGA